AUGUGCUACGUCCAAGGCUCCAUCGACCAGGCCACCGCCGUCUGCCCCAUGUGCAAGGUCUACAAGCCCACCGGCGCGAGGUGCCCGCACAUCAGGGAGACGUGCACCAAUCGCGCCAACCACCCCCGCGGCAACGUCGUCUACCUCAAGAACCCCGAAGUCCCGACCUUCAAGGGCUGCGGAUACUGCAAGUGGGCCAACGCCAACCCGCCGUCGAAAGCCGCCGGUUACAACAAUGCCGGUUGGCCCGGAUGCUGUCGCCCGCCCAGGGAGGACGACAAACGGCUGAUCAGCGCCGCCGACUGGCUCGCCGUCUCGCUCGUCCACCACGUCAACAUCCCCGCCGACGUCCGCGCCGCGCUCGAGGGCGCCGGCGUCAAGGUGCCCACGAUCAAGGUCGCCGCCAGCCAGGGCUCGCCCAAGGGCACCUCCGCCACCAUCACGCCCACCAAGCCCAACGCCUCGCCGCGCACCACGCCG
Punctularia strigosozonata HHB-11173 SS5 is the source of this 480-nucleotide messenger RNA. RefSeq lists its product as uncharacterized. NCBI's taxonomy places the organism in Eukaryota, Fungi, Basidiomycota, Agaricomycetes, Corticiales, Punctulariaceae. The record is from RefSeq and is a predicted model, not a curated record. The transcript has 4 exons. The annotation marks the transcript as partial.